Messenger RNA from Wyeomyia smithii (pitcher-plant mosquito), 1092 nucleotides. Its product is annotated as probable serine/threonine-protein kinase clkA. NCBI's taxonomy places the organism in Eukaryota, Metazoa, Arthropoda, Insecta, Diptera, Culicidae. The annotation marks the transcript as partial. The record is from RefSeq and is a predicted model, not a curated record. The transcript has a single exon.
AAUAAUAAUAAUAAUAAUAAUAAUAAUAAUAAUAAUAAUAAUAAUAAUAAUAAUAAUAAUAAUAAUAAUAAUAAUAAUAAUAAUAAUAAUAAUAAUAAUAAUAAUAAUAAUAAUAAUAAUAAUAAUAAUAAUAAUAAUAAUAAUAAUAAUAAUAAUAAUAAUAAUAAUAAUAAUAAUAAUAAUAAUAAUAAUAAUAAUAAUAAUAAUAAUAAUAAUAAUAAUAAUAAUAAUAAUAAUAAUAAUAAUAAUAAUAAUAAUAAUAAUAAUAAUAAUAAUAAUAAUAAUAAUAAUAAUAAUAAUAAUAAUAAUAAUAAUAAUAAUAAUAAUAAUAAUAAUAAUAAUAAUAAUAAUAAUAAUAAUAAUAAUAAUAAUAAUAAUAAUAAUAAUAAUAAUAAUAAUAAUAAUAAUAAUAAUAAUAAUAAUAAUAAUAAUAAUAAUAAUAAUAAUAAUAAUAAUAAUAAUAAUAAUAAUAAUAAUAAUAAUAAUAAUAAUAAUAAUAAUAAUAAUAAUAAUAAUAAUAAUAAUAAUAAUAAUAAUAAUAAUAAUAAUAAUAAUAAUAAUAAUAAUAAUAAUAAUAAUAAUAAUAAUAAUAAUAAUAAUAAUAAUAAUAAUAAUAAUAAUAAUAAUAAUAAUAAUAAUAAUAAUAAUAAUAAUAAUAAUAAUAAUAAUAAUAAUAAUAAUAAUAAUAAUAAUAAUAAUAAUAAUAAUAAUAAUAAUAAUAAUAAUAAUAAUAAUAAUAAUAAUAAUAAUAAUAAUAAUAAUAAUAAUAAUAAUAAUAAUAAUAAUAAUAAUAAUAAUAAUAAUAAUAAUAAUAAUAAUAAUAAUAAUAAUAAUAAUAAUAAUAAUAAUAAUAAUAAUAAUAAUAAUAAUAAUAAUAAUAAUAAUAAUAAUAAUAAUAAUAAUAAUAAUAAUAAUAAUAAUAAUAAUAAUAAUAAUAAUAAUAAUAAUAAUAAUAAUAAUAAUAAUAAUAAUAAUAAUAAUAAUAAUAAUAAUAAUAAUAAUAAUAAUAAUAAUAAUAGUAAUAAUAAUAAUAAUAAUAAUAAUAAUAAUAAUAAUAAUAAUAAUAAUAAUAAUAAUAAUAAUAAUAAUAAU